CAAACACACGAAAGCCUCUAAAACAAGCUUAACAACCCAUAUCUUAUAUCCUAGUUCGGGAAUGAAUAAAGGCGUUCAACCAGCGGAUUUGUAUAGGUCGUGUCUUCAAGAUAUUCUAAUGUGUAGCUAGUCUACUAUAUAAUAUCUGUCCUUGUACACAGGGAUUUUCAUACAGGCUUAAGAGUAAGAGUGUAUCAACACAUAUCUAAAAAUAUCCACCGGUAGUACCCGAUGUCACACUCCGGUAUAGUUUGAAAUAUGUGUUCCUUUAAGAUCUAGAGAAUGUACUAGAAUGAAAUGAGUCAUUUGGCCAACCUGUUGGCGUGUGCCAGGUGUUUGGCUGUGCUCGUGUCACUGGUUUCAUUUACAAAGUCAGAAUGGACUUUCCUUGAGUAUUUGGGGAUAAAUGACGAUACAGUAAAGCUAUUUUUCAGUGAGUUUUGUGAUGACCCUGGUGACCUAUAUUGGAAGUUUAAUGGAAACGAAACGCUCUUCAGCACAACGAGCGGUAACCUAACCAAGGAGGAUAACUCAAGCUUGUCCAAAACUUACAGGUGUCAGCUCGACUGGAGCCUCAUUGCCGUUAAGUGCAACGUCAUCAGCGUGGACAAUACUACGUUCGGCAAUGUCACAAACUGUUCCAUACAGGAACUCAACAGCAGCUGUUCGCACCGGUGCAUAUAUGUCUGGACCUCACUGUUAGACAGGAAUUCCUUUUUCCUGGACGUUGGUCAGUGCCAGAGAAGUGAGGAAAGGUUUGUUGACUAUUGUAGGACUUCAGAAGAGAAUCCACCUGUGCCCAGCAGCGAUUCAGACGACUCGACUACUGGCGAUCCCAUGAAGAUAUUAGCAUAUUGUAUCAUCUUUCUUCAGGCCUCUAUCAUCAGUGUGUUUAUGGGGUUUAUUCUAUACAUAGAUAUAUUUUAACUCUCUAAGUGCAAUGAAAGAAAAUAGAAAGAAAUGACAACUUUGUCUUUGGUGUUUCUAAAAUAGUUAGAGUUAAAUUGAAAUUGAAGUUAACCACUUUUCGAUAUGUGUAUUCAUUUAAUUUUUACUGAUUGUAUUUUCUAUUAGCUAGAAAAUCAAUUUAGCGGAAUUUCCAGGGUAAUGAUUAAAGGAUGUACAGUUUAACUGUAUAACUGUCUAUAUUUUAAAGUUUAUUCACUAUUCCAAAUAGUUAUGAAUAAGAUGUUUUCGACACUAUGCGUUACAAGGGGAAUAAAGGGGGAUAAAUUUGCAACAUAAUUAUUCCUGGGCUAAGUGGGAAAAAAAAAACAAAUUGAAGUCCCCAUCUGAGCGGAUUUCGUUUUAACUAAAUGAUUACCCCACAUAUUAUGUAAUCAACAAGAGAGAUAUACAGCUAUUAAAGCCGUACUCAUAUACCAGAAAUAGUUUCAUGCUCGUUCACCUUUUUUGGUUCAUUUAUAAAGAUAUUAAAUUAUGACAAACUUUCAAUUUUUAUGUAUUUAAUAUAGCAUGCAUGAUUCAACCUUGACAAGGGGAUUGAUACUAUAACUUGUUCAUUCCAUACCUGUCUAUUAAAGCCGUUAUUCCCUCAUACAGAAAAUCGUAUUGUAGAUUGCGCAUGUUGUAUGACCUGGUACUCGCGCAAUGUCAAUACUGCCACGCACUUUUGGGUCUCCCAUUACUGUGGUCAUCCUGAAAACAAUACUUUACUUGAUUUAUACAUAGUACCAGGUGACCGAGCCUCGCUCGGUUGUCUAAUUUGAGAAAGAUAUUCAUCCGAACUCAUUUCGGAAACAUCUUAGUACACGGCCUCUACUUUGGUGAAAAGGCUAUUAAAGCGUACAAUAAAAUAGUGCGCGGAUGCUUAAUUAUAUGACAAUUGAUUCAAGAAAACUUGUGAAUGUUUACAAAAAGGUUUCAGUGUACUGAUGUAAGCCUAAAACGUAAGAGAUGGCUCUCUUUUAUGGCGUCCUCCGACACCCUUUCAUUCAUAAAAAGAUGUGUAGCUAACAUUAGUAAUACAAUAAUAAAACAUGUUUAAUAUGUUCAAUAUAACGGUCGACAUUGAGUUUUCGCAAUGUGGCAAAAGAGUUGAGAAUUUUUUAUAUAGGCCCCCCCCUACAUAUAGAAAGUUAAAAUUUUUAAGAAAAUUGUUAGAGUCGUCUUCGAAAUAAUGUAUAUAUAUAAAUAUAUAUUCAUUCAAGAAUUGCUUGGUUGUUUGUUGUUUUACUUAUUUCGGAUGUUCCUUCAGAGUUGAAGAUAAUUACGUCCUAGUCCAAACCUCCCGCAGGACGACGGAGGAUGGGAGCGGGCAGGGUUUGAACCCGGGACCAUCGAUAAGUCCGAACGACAGUCCAGCGCGCAAACCGCACGACCAGGCAGCCAUCCAUUGGUUAAGAGUAUAGGAUAUAUAUAUAUCCUAUUUUAUAUUUAUAUAUAUAUAUAUAUAUAUCCCUUAAAGCUAGAUAAUAUCCCCAAGCUGGAGGAAGCUUUUUAUACUUGGUGUAAACAGGAAAUGAUCAGACAUGCCUCAGAAGCUGGAGAUAUUUUUAAAAGAGAAAAAAAUCACACACAAAAAAAUAUUGUCGUGCUAGCAAAGGCUGGGUUUAAGGAAACAAAGGCUGGGUUUAAGGAAACGAAGGCUGGGUUUAAGGAAACAAAGGCUGGAUUUAAAGAAACCAACAUGUAUACGUCUCUUAUGUAUGUGAUAUGUGAGGAGAGCCCGUAUAAAAAACUUAAACAUCAAAAUCAAUUUGAAUUAGUUACAUUACAAUUACAAAGUAUGUGUAGAUUGUUCAUGAAUGAAUUUAUCUCUAAAAUGUAAAUAUAUCAGAAUGGCUGUUAAAAAACAGAAUAUGUUUAUGAAUCUUGUUCGCUGUGAGCUCAAAUUUUUUAAUAAAUACGUCCAUAGAACAAA
This is a messenger RNA of Biomphalaria glabrata, 2884 nucleotides long. RefSeq lists its product as uncharacterized. Bases 298 to 927 code for a protein of 209 amino acids. The transcript has 3 exons. Lineage: Eukaryota; Metazoa; Mollusca; Gastropoda; Planorbidae. The record is from RefSeq and is a predicted model, not a curated record.